This is a messenger RNA of Sinocyclocheilus anshuiensis, 1627 nucleotides long. RefSeq names its product lymphocyte cytosolic protein 2-like. Gene Ontology annotation, molecular function: protein binding. Lineage: Eukaryota; Metazoa; Chordata; Actinopteri; Cypriniformes; Cyprinidae. Gene Ontology annotation, biological process: intracellular signal transduction; cell surface receptor protein tyrosine kinase signaling pathway. The transcript has 15 exons. Bases 164 to 1357 code for a protein of 397 amino acids. The record is from RefSeq and is a predicted model, not a curated record.
CUAGCCACAAGCAAGAAAAGUGCCUUGCAACUUUCAGCAAAGCUGUAUACUUUUUUUUAUAGCUAUCAUCAUAGAUUCUAAAACAAAAACUCAACAGCAAGAAGUAUCUGCAAUUGUAGAAGUCCAUUUCCACUGUAUUGGGGAAACAACCAAUCCAAUCACAAUGAGUUUUGAAAGUGUACCGUCCAAGUCAGAGGUGAUGGGCUGGAACUCUGGAAACUUGGCUGAUUAUCUCAAAAACAUGAAACUAUUGGGGUGUGACAGAGUGGUGAAGAAAAACAAUAUGAGUGGUGCAACAUUCUUGAACAUGACUGAUAAGGACCUUAAGAAGUUCCCUGCAGCACAUAUACCAUUUAUCACAAAGAUCUGCAGAGAUAUUAAUCAGAAUAACAAACAAAAGAGUCUAUUUCAUAGAUCAGAUCAUCGGAUGCCUCCAAACCAAGAACCUAAUCCAGGAGGUUGGGAUUCUGAUGAAUUCGACCAAGAAGGAAGUGACAACGACUAUGAGGAGCCAGAUAAUAGUAAUGAGUGUGAAGACAAUUACAUAUGCGCAGCAUCAUGUGAUAUUGAGGAUGAUGAGAAUGCUGCUGAUGACUAUGAACCACCUCCAUCUGAAACACCUUCUGAAUUACCGUCUCACUUUCGUGUCGCUAAGCCUCUUGGUGAUGGUGAUUAUUUGGACAGCGGCCCACGUGGUUCUGCAAGACCACAGCAGAACUACAAGUCAGCAUCUCUUUCCAGAGGACUUUUGAAUACAUCUAAGCCUCCAUCACGACCGGAUCCCUCUCCACACAGGCCUUUCAUUCCCCCCACUCAAUGCAAACCUGGUGCGCCAAUGGUAGAUCGGAGUAAGAAACCUGGCUCAUCUACUCCGUCAAAAAAAGCAAUAAACCAAAACACCUUACAAAUGGCUUCGAAAUCAGCAACUUUACCCACAAAAAGAUUUAAUAUUCAACAGAGGGAUGAGCUUCCUCCUCCACCUGUAGAAGUGAUGGGGCACGACAUGGAUCCACAGUGGUAUGUCGGGCAAAUGUCACGAGCAGAGGCCGAAGUCUCACUCAGACAAAUGAAUAGAGAUGGCACUUUCUUGGUGAGAGACAGUUCAAAGGGCUGCACAGAGCAGCCAUACACACUCAUGGUGCUGCACCAGCAAAAAGUGUACAACAUCCAGAUCCGUUUCCUUGGAAACAGCGAUGGAUAUUCCCUGGGCAAGGGCCUAAAUGGUGUUGAGAAUUUCUCCAGUGUCAUGGACAUGGUCACGCACCAUAUGAAGACCCCACUGAUUCUGAUAGAUGGAAUGGAGCGUGGAGCCGGACUUCAUCGGCAGUGCUGCCUCAUGCACCCGGCAGGUUUCUGACCCACAAUGCAGAAGAGCAAUCUAUAUACGUAGCUAACAGACUUUGAUGGAAUUCAGACACUUUGUCUGUGAAAUGGCGCAAUUGCAAUGUUGGCAAUCAACACCAGGAUAUCUAAGCACUGAAAAAUGAAGUGCAUGACUAAAUGAAUAAAUCAUAUUCAGUUUAAUUGGAUCAGACAUGACUGUCUACACUUUUUAAAUUGAAGAUGAAUUUUUAAACACUUUCAAUGUUAAAAUCAAGAGGCAUUUUUAGACUUAAUGUUAGCUAGA